GCUGAACGUAUUUAUGCAACUGUUGAAUUCAAUAACGGUCGUGUUUUGCUAACUAAAAAAGAAAUGGCCUCAGAUAGCUGCCAAGUAAAAUGUACAGAAGAUACUUUUCCACAUGCUCGUUUGUGCCAGAUAUGUUCCAAAAAUGGCAUUUCAAGACCUGCGACGAUAUUUUGCUCAACAUGUGAAGAAUUUCAGUGUGAAGAUUGUGCAAAUGGACAUACAAUUUAUAAGUUUUUAAAAAAUCAUAAUUUACAAAACGCUACAGAAGCCAAACCUUCUUUAACAAGAAUAUCUAUUUGCGAGAAACACAAUGAGUCGAUCGACUUUUACUGCAAAGAACACAAUGAGCUUUGUUGCGGCACCUGUGCUUUUCUCGGACACAAACAGUGCUUAUAUAUAGAUGAGAUAUCAAGGACUUCAGAACAAACAGAUAAUGAUUGUACAUUUUUGAAAGACAAAUUCUGUGAAUUGCAAAAUGUUGCUGACCGUAUAGGAAAUCAUCUUGUAAAGUCUGAAACACAUUUAAAAAAACAGGCACAAAACGUUCUUAAAGAAAUUAAUGGCGUGCAAGAGAAGAUGAAUAAGUCAUUUCAAGACUUAUCCUGCGAAUUACAAAAGGAAGCUCUCUUUUUCAAAGAACAGAAGGCUGAUGAUUUAAACAAAGUGCAAAAUAAUUAUAUACAAUUACGAAACAAACUAGAACAUGAAAAAGACCUCCUUUCAUCGGUGUUGAAGGAUGGAAGACCGACUCAACAAUUUUUGGCACAAUUUCAAUUAAACGACAGUCUCACAUCUAUGAAGGAAGAGUUAAAACAUGUAACAUCCAAGUUAGACCGAAUGGAUUUCAAAAUUGAAUUCGAAAAAUGCAUUUAUUCUUUUUCCGAUGAUUUUCGAGGUAAUCUUACUACUUCAGUAACUAAACACUAUCAUUCUACCGAAAAUAAAAAACUGAAUUUUAAAGUCAAUACAACAGUUAAUAUAUCCAAAUUAUACGCUGAAGAUAAACAUUUGUUAUAUACCAAUAUGGAAUUUCUGAAAGACGGGAGGCUCCUUGCAAUCGAAUGUCAUCAUAAAGACAUGCUAAUAUUUGAUGAAAAAUUGAAGUGUGUAAACUCCCAUAGGUUUCAUUCAACACCAUUUUGCCUAGUCCUUCUGUCCCAGACAGAAAUUGCAGUAUCACAGGCUGGUCGUAUUGAGUUCUACUUUAUUUCCAGAGACAAUACUGUCAUUCUUCUGAGAAUCCUGAACACUUCUUAUAAUUGCAGAUGGUUACGCGUGUUAGAUGAAGAUAAUUUUGCAGCAAGCUAUCUAAAUGAAACGUGCCUGAAAAAGAUUUCACAUAUAGGAAAAGAAAGCGAUAUUGUUUGUGAAACUCCUUUAAAACAAUUUUCUGAUAGUGAUUUUCAGUUUACAUUCAUUGCAAAUACGGAAAAAGUAGUUACUUGCAAUCAAGAUGACAACUCUGUGUGUAUAUAUGACAUUGUAAAAAACACUGUUGUAACAGUUAAAGACAAAACAAUAUUGUCGCCUUCAUGCAUGGCAGUUGGUCCUUUAGACAGCAUACUUGUAUGUAGUAGUGUGGGAAAUACAAUUGUUCAUAUUUCCCCUGCGGGUACAAUAGUCGGGGCAUAUGACUUGGGACUUGUUUCCCCGCUUACUUGCUGUAUUUCUUCAGACAUGAAAAAGAUUGCUGUAACUAGUGGCAAAAAUGGAGAGCAAGUCCUGAACGUUUUGGACAUUUCUUAUUGAAGAGUAACAUACAGAAAACAAUUUCAAAGAAUACUUUGUCUAGAACUUGCUCUCUUUCUAUGCUGAUCCGUUUUUAUGACAAUGUUGUUUUUAGUAACCACCACAUGUAAUAUCUCAUUAUCUGCUGUCCUAUAUGCAAAUACUGUUAUUAUGUGAUAUUUUCUAUUUCACACCACUUAAAAGAUAAUUCACUUGAAAAAUUGUGAUUAUAAUUUUACGCAGAUAUAUCUAGAAGAAAGUGUGAAGUAAAUGGUUUUGUGUUUUUUUUUUUUGUAUUUCAAAACUUUCCGGAAUAAAUAAAUGAA
This is a messenger RNA of Ruditapes philippinarum (Manila clam), 2054 nucleotides long. RefSeq lists its product as uncharacterized. Bases 64 to 1749 code for a protein of 561 amino acids. Gene Ontology annotation, cellular component: nucleoplasm; chromatin. Gene Ontology annotation, molecular function: protein binding; zinc ion binding; ubiquitin-protein transferase activity. The record is from RefSeq and is a predicted model, not a curated record. Lineage: Eukaryota; Metazoa; Mollusca; Bivalvia; Venerida; Veneridae. The transcript has a single exon. Gene Ontology annotation, biological process: positive regulation of DNA-templated transcription.